Messenger RNA from Caenorhabditis remanei, 462 nucleotides. RefSeq lists its product as uncharacterized. NCBI's taxonomy places the organism in Eukaryota, Metazoa, Nematoda, Chromadorea, Rhabditida, Rhabditidae. The record is from RefSeq and is a predicted model, not a curated record. The transcript is spliced from 3 exons. Bases 1 to 462 code for a protein of 153 amino acids.
AUGGACCUUUGCGUUGAUUUUCUGACAAGUGAUGAAGAAAACGUGGCUCCGGUGAACAACGAUAAGGACAAUUUGGUGUCGGAAGUGACACAAGAAACCGCUGAGAACAAAACGGAAAACCAAGACACUUCUCGCAACCAAAUCGUGGAGAAAAUGCUCGAAGAGGUUUUGGAAAAGCAGAAAGAUUUUGAAACUUCUUUAGUCGAUGAGCUCCGUUCCGUCAAAAGCGAGCUUCAAUUGAUUCGAGACAAUUUGAAACCAAACACCGUGACUGCAUCAGUUCCGGUAAAAAGGGAUAUUGAGAAUACAGCUGAUUCGGACUCUAAAAAUGAGAGUGCUACCAUGACGACUACUGGAAAAUACUUCGUUUUAAAGCAUGCUUUCAAGAAUGUCUCAAGUUUGAAGGAAAAUGUAGAUCAGUGGUCAGAAGCUGAGGAACACUUUGGAAUUGAAUGGUAUUAG